Didymodactylos carnosus is the source of this 654-nucleotide messenger RNA. The record is from the annotation of a GenBank genome assembly. NCBI's taxonomy places the organism in Eukaryota, Metazoa, Rotifera, Eurotatoria, Philodinida, Philodinidae.
AUGAAUAAAAACUUGGUGGAAAAAUCAUCAUUUUCUCAACCAAACAAGGUUUACAUAUCUUACAAUCAGAUUCAUGAAACAAUUCGUACUGCUGUUGAAAAAUCAGAUCUUAUAAAAACGUUUCAACCCACAUUAUUGUUAGCAAUAAGUGCUGGUGGUUUUCUUCCAACACGAAUAUUACGUAAUAUCAUUAAACAUUAUGGUGGAAAAACAUUACCAAUACAAACAAUUGGCAUUUGUCUAUAUGAUGAUGAUAAUGUAGAUGUUGAUUUCGAUAUGCGUCAAAUAAGAAAAACACAAUGGCUAACAUACGAUAAGAAUAAUCAGUUAGCAGUUAAUUUACAAGGUCAAAAUAUCUUGAUUGUUGAUGAAGUUGAUGAUACACGAACAACACUCAGUUAUGUUGUCAACGAAUUAAAGCAUGAUAUUGAUCAACAGCGACAAGAAAAAACAACAGAAGAAUGGACUGAACCAAAAAUUGGUAUAUUUGUGGUACAUAAUAAAGGAAAAGAAAAACGAGCGCAAUUACCAGAUGAAAUAAUGAAAAAUGCGUAUUUUGUUGGUAAAGAAGUUGGACAAGAAUGGAUUGUUUAUCCUUGGGAUGCAAUAAACAUCGAAGAACAUACACGCUUAGCAGAAAAUAUAAUUUCAUAA